CCUGUGGAUGAGGUAGCCGCCGCCGCCAUGUUGUAGCGGAGAGCAGCGAGUCCCGUAGAAGUGCCCGAAUUGACCCAGACUGUCGCCUUCUGAGUCAGAUUCACACAUUUUACCACGGACUUUUCUCGUGUACGGUGCCGCCGGUCCUCGCUGACACCAUGAGCGGAGGAGGGACGCCUUACCUGGGCAGUAAAAUCAGCCUGGUGUCGAAGGCCGAGAUCCGCUACGAGGGAAUCCUCUACACGAUCGACACCGAAAACUCCACUGUCGCACUCGCUAAAGUGCGCUCGUUUGGAACAGAGGACCGUCCGACGGACCGCCCCAUCCCUCCUCGAGAUGAUACUUUUGAGUACAUAAUUUUCAGAGGCAGCGACAUCAAGGACCUGACCGUGUGUGAGCCCCCUAAAUCUGCCUGCUCCCUGCCGCCUGACCCUGCCAUCGUACAGUCGUCGAUGAGCUCGUCCUCUGCUCCCUCCUCCUUCCAGUCCACCUCCUACGGCCUGUUUAAUCGCGCCCCUGUGCCCUCCUACACCCAGUUCACCUCCAGUCCACUGGUGUCACCGCAGUUUGGAGCUGUGGGAGUCGGACGCUCAGGCCCUGCUCACUCUUACAGCAGCGCGUUUGGACGCUCCUUUGACUCUCAGGCUGUGGGGGCCUUUGUAGACGAAGGCCGUACCAGUCCCUCUCUGGACCCCUUGAGGAAGAGCCCGUCUGCGGCAGACCCCUCAGUGACCUCCAGCCCCGCCUCUGGCUCCGCCCCCUCGGCCCCACCCCCUGCUCCAGGUUUGGGCCAGAGGAGUCCGGCUCACGGGAGAACAGCGCCCCCCUCUGGAGCAGCUCAGAAGUCUCCUCUGCAGGACCUGGGAGGAUCCGGAGACGCUCAGAGAAGAGGAGCAGAUGUUCAGAAACCGAAAGCGGAGGGUGAUCAGAGCAGAGGAGAGAGAGAGGCCAAACGCCCCGCAGCAGUAGUGGGCGCUCCAGCAAACAGGCGCGGGGGUCGCGGCGGCGGUCACAGGGGCAGAGGUCGGUUUAAUGUUCGCAGAGACGGUCCUGUGAAGUUUGAAAAAGACUUUGACUUCGAGAGCGCCAACGCACAAUUCAACAAAGAGGAGAUCGACAGAGAGUUUCAGAGCAAGCUCAAACUUAAAGAUGAGAAGAGUGACAAACCCGGGGAGAAGGCGGUGAACGGUGAAGAGAAGGCGGAGCCUGGAGCAGAGCCUCAGAGUGAGACCGCUGCAGAAGACGACCGCGACCCGCUCGGACCAAACUGUUACUACGACAAGUCCAAGUCCUUCUUCGACAACAUCUCCUGUGACGACUCCAGGAAAGACAAGUCUGGGGGCUCUGGUUUUGGAAGGGAGCGGCGUCAGACGUGGGCGGAGGAGCGGCGCAUGAACGCGGAGACCUUCGGCAUCCCGCUGCGCCACGGGCGCGGCCGAGGCGGUUACCGUGGACGCGGUGGAAUGGGUUUCCGCGGUAACAGGGGUCGGGGGUCGUUCGGGGGUCAUCCUCAGAGCGGUGGCUUCCGAGGCGGAUACAGGAACAACAACCAGGCGGGACGGGAGUUUGCGGAUCUGUCGUACAGGAAGGAGAACAAAGUGUCGGCGUAGUCCUGAGCGUCGCCGCGGGAGACAAGAUGUAACUUUGCUUAAAAAAAACGGGGGAAAAAACAAGAAUAGAUUUUUGGUUUCAACUUUUUGAGUAAAUGGAAGUUUGUAGUUGUAUCUGACACCAGCACUGGGGUAGACCGCUCAAAUGAAACUUCACCACACCUGACCGACAUCUCAAGGUUAAUAUCAGUAUAAUGUUCAAGCCUGUUCUGUUCAAUAGAAAACCUUCUGCCCGUUUCCUAAACUUCUGUUUCAUAUUAUUUUGUUAGAGUUUGGACUGAGCUUCACUUAAAUAUAAAGCUUUACUGCAGAACUUUUCCACUGGGGCAGUACACUGUUGGUGAUCACUACGUCUGACGAAUUUCCCUCAACUAAUAAAAAGACUAUGGGAAGGAAUAGUUCAAAGAUGCACUAUGUAACUUUUCUGGUGGGAUGUCUGCUACCUUUUUGUCUCCAUGGAGAUUUUAUAACUUUGCCAGGAAUGUUUCGCAGUAGGGCCUUAACCCUAUUAAACUUGCAUUUAUUCAAUUACAGGUAUUUUUAUUACUUUUAAAUACAUUGGAAAAACAGGCAUUCUGGCUGUGAGUGGACUCGCCUUUCUGCCUUUACACAGAUCUGAUCAGUAACUUGGCUGACUGAUAGCUUCACACGCUUGUCUGCAUAGCGAUAUAUUAGUUUAAUGCCAUACUGUGGGACAUUCCAGGCAAUGCAACAGCAGGUUGCGGACCCGCCAACCACACAAGAACAGUGCAGUCUUGUCCAGCACAUUUAUAGAAAAUAUUUGACCCUUUAAAGCCACAGUAUGUCAUUUUUUUGUAUAAAAAUAGACUGUUUCCAUGGAGAUGUUUCUUUGCCUAUAAUCGUCCACAGUAUGGCGUAAAACUCAGCUAUCUGCAUGGAGAGUCUGGUUUUAACUUUGUUUUCAUGGAAUCAUACACGUGAGUUGCCUCCUCCAGAAAGUUACACACUGUAGCUUUAAAGAUU
Molecule: messenger RNA, 2594 nt
Organism: Periophthalmus magnuspinnatus
Lineage: Eukaryota; Metazoa; Chordata; Actinopteri; Gobiiformes; Gobiidae
Gene: lsm14aa
Product: LSM14A mRNA processing body assembly factor a
Exons: 11
Coding region: 159-1610 (483 amino acids)
Biological process (GO): P-body assembly; cytoplasmic stress granule assembly
Cellular component (GO): P-body
Molecular function (GO): mRNA binding
Source: RefSeq, a predicted model, not a curated record